Messenger RNA from Botrytis sinoallii, 2667 nucleotides. RefSeq lists its product as uncharacterized. The record is from RefSeq and is a predicted model, not a curated record. Bases 1 to 2667 code for a protein of 888 amino acids. The transcript has 5 exons. Lineage: Eukaryota; Fungi; Ascomycota; Leotiomycetes; Helotiales; Sclerotiniaceae.
AUGUCCCAGCUACAUCCAAACGUUCAGUUAGAAGAGGAGAUGAAGAGUUUCCAAAUCGGGAGAUUGGUAAUCAAAGUUCAUGAGCAAUUACAUACUUUAAAAAUGAAAGCCAUCAAGGAAUUCUAUGAUGGAUAUGGCGAGGAUAUGAGUGGGUGUUUGUGGGAACUUUCAGAUCCAGCUGAUCCAGGGAGGGAGUUGGUCUGGAUUCCAAUCAACCACUCAUUGGUAUUACCGCCUCUGAAUGGAUGGCCAACGAGCGCAUUAGAAAGAUUAGAAAAGAACUUGAAGUACGAGAAUCUUAAUAUGAGUUGGCUGAAGAACACUAGAACGGUCAGAGUGAAAUGCCUUAAUUCUCUUCAAUACCAGGACUACGAAAACGGCUUUGGUUUUUGUGGCCCUCGAUUUGAUUACAACUUUCGUGGUAUACACGAUCGAUUGUUACACACCUUAGAGAGAGCUUGUGGUAAGCGUCUACUGCGAUCAACGGACCAGUUUGAUCCCCGGAACCCACCUUCUUUUCUCACAUGGAAGUUUUCUUGUUGCCAGUUUCCGAACUCCAAUAUCGAGGAAUGGACUCCUUCAGAGAUUUCUGAGUGCCAUAUGGCAUUGGAUGGUGUCAAACUGCGUGUCGAGUUGUUACCCGAUCCUGAGUGGGUGCUUCGAUGCUUGCGAAGUUCCAUAUUCUCUAAGCUCUCAUGCACGACAGAUUUGAACACCAGAAAGCGCUUAACCAUAAAUGAUGUAAAAGAACUCUUCUUGCGAGGGCCUAAACUUUCUGGAUGGAGAUGGUCAUUUGAAAGCUGUCUUUCCACCCCGAACAUUCUCAAGGCUUUACAAGAUGUGGACAGAAGUAUCGGAUCAGGAUUCUGGUCAAAAAAACGCUUGCUCGAAUGCGACAACUUGAUCGAGAAAGGGAUGCUGAAAUUGGAGCCAAUUGAUAGUACUUGCAGAGGUAAGAACAAUAUCGGAAUAAGCAGGACAACUCAAGAUUUAUCUGUCUCCAAGAGAACACUCGCAAUAGAGAAUACCAUGCCAAUAGAAAGCCACACCACCCAAGGUAUUGGCAAGAAACUUGUCGAUGUUUCCAAAAAUAUGUAUGAAGAACUAGUUAGUCGACGUAUAUUGGAGACGAAAAAGAUUCUUGAGGAGCAACAUACUGUCCAAAUUACUGCGCUAAACUUAGAAAUGUCGAAAGUCUCUGAUGAACUCGCAAAUAAUUGGACCAUCUUUCGUACAGCCAAUGAUGAGAAAGAAAAAGUUGCGACGGCACAUUCGGCUCUUCAAGCAAGGGUAGAAGUGUUACGCAGGGAGCUUGACGAAUGCAAUUCAAGUAAAAGGGAUUUGUUCUUGGCUAACCAGGACUUGUGUCAGCGCAUUGAAAAUACGACCAAAGAAAAAUAUGAAGCGGAGGCCAAUGCAAAAAUAUGGAAAGAGAAAUACGACGCUAAGCAUGAAGCCAUGAUUUGGCACUUAGGCAUAUUGAACACAAUGUUUAAGGACAUUACCACACAGCGACUUGAGCUUGAAUAUGAGAAAAAAGAGUUUAAGGAGGAUGUUUCACAAUUAUGCGCGGGGAAAGGACUCGGAACGAUGAAUGUACAAACAGCAGGACAACCUGUCGACCAAAAAGUGGCUCUCCAGGACACCGAAUCCAGUCAACUAGAUGUCUUUACGGGUAUCAAGCAAGCCCACCUUCAACACAUUCUAUUAGUCCGUGAAAUUGACUACAAUCGAGGACUAAAAGAUGGCCAGAGCACUCAGGUAAACAAGGGAACGUCGCAGGUCUUGAGUGCUACUGCAAUUGUUGGGCAGGAGUUACCAAGCUUGCAAAGUAAAGAUAAAGAACAGAAAUUGCACGAGAGAAUUGUAGCAAAGCCUAAAGAGCUUGGGAUCAAAGCGCCUGAUCGACCCAAACAUCCUCCUGUUCAAGCAACUCUCGCUCCCAAAUUCGUCAAGUCUUUCAACGUGGAAUACGAGAUAGGGCUAUUACCUCAAUCUCUCGGUUGCAAGAUUUUCCCUUCCAAAUUGUCCUUAUUUAAUCAUACAUUUCUUAAGCAAUUCUAUGGCGGUGGUGCCGAAUUUUGGAAUAACAUGGAACUCGCAAUGGAGAUUGGGCCACCACACGACAUGUAUCGAAAUCGGAUUCUCAAAAUACAUAGUGAUUCACAAUCUAGUAUGUAUUUCGGGCAACUUCCAAUCAUGGGGCAACAUGGUGCUCUUUUACUUAUUCACGGUCUCGACGAUAAUUCUCUUGGUAUUGAGUCUAUACCAACAAAGGGACACCCGACAUUUCUUAAUACGGUUCAAGGCCAUGCGAUGUAUAUUGGAAACUACACGGUGACCAAACAACAUGUGAAUCAUUGUUCCGAACAUCUUUUCGGACUUGAAAUUAGAGAAUGCUUGUCGAAAGAUGAAUCUAACACCCAUAGAUUUAUAGAAUGGUUUCAGAAAGAGACUGGUGCUGAUGCGGCCACCACGAGUAUUGGACUGAGUAAAAUAGUCACAGCAUUCAAAAAGGGUGUUAUUCGAACGAGCUGGACGGUACUCCAAUUCAUAGGAUUUGAUCUAGAACAUUACGAAGGAUUGCUAAAAAUGUAUGCGCAAAUCCAACCGUUUUGCAAUAGGGGAAAAGGUAUCCCAUUGAAAGGACGUUCAGGGGGGCUUUGA